Drosophila rhopaloa is the source of this 1453-nucleotide messenger RNA. Its product is annotated as estradiol 17-beta-dehydrogenase 11. The transcript has 4 exons. Bases 377 to 1351 code for a protein of 324 amino acids. Gene Ontology annotation, molecular function: oxidoreductase activity, acting on the CH-OH group of donors, NAD or NADP as acceptor. The record is from RefSeq and is a predicted model, not a curated record. NCBI's taxonomy places the organism in Eukaryota, Metazoa, Arthropoda, Insecta, Diptera, Drosophilidae. Gene Ontology annotation, cellular component: lipid droplet.
UUUUUCGCCAGACGGAUACGGUGGUUCAGUGGGUAUUGUGACUUCAGCCUAGGCGGACGUGAGUGCUUAAGGCCAGCAUAAAGUUUAAGUCGUGCGAAUCGAAACCCGAGACGGACAGAUAGGAAGAGAGAAAUUCCAGUGAAUAACAUUUGCAUUUGUGCGGGAUCGAGAUCAUUAACAUGCACGACUAAGCGCCAUUAAAAGUGAUCAAAUUGUGCAUGCCGAGUGCCAUUUGCGUGGUGUACCACAGCCCUAAUCAGUCAUUCCAGCCGCGCAUGCGCAAGGAAUAUAUAAUCCGAACCCAAAUCGAAACUCCCGCGCACGUUUGUGCUCGCCCAAUUUAAUUGCCAAGGGCGUGAAAUAAUACUCUUCAAACAUGACUGCUUCACCGGGACUUCUGCACAUGGAUCAUCCGCUCAAAGCUUUCUAUCUGUUUUUCCUCGACCUGAUAGUUUUCACCUUUAAAUCUAUAUUCUACAUACUGGAAUCGUUGUAUUAUAGUCUGCUGCCGCAGCGUUUUAGAAAGUUAAAGGACAUCUCUGGUCAGGUGGUGCUCAUUACAGGAGGAGGUGGAGGCGUUGGUCGCUUGAUAGCACUUAACUUUGCUAAACUUCAAGCCCGCAUAGUCAUCUGGGAUAUCAAUCAAGAAGCUAUAAAGACAACGGUGGAUCUGUUGGCCAAACAUGGUUACGACUGCAAGGGCUAUGUGGUGGACAUCUCAGAUCGGGAGCAAAUCUACCAGAGAGCCAGACAGGUGACCGAGGAAGUGGGUCCGGUGGAUAUACUAAUAAACAAUGCGGGAAUCGUAUGCUGUAAGCCCUUCUGGGAGCUGCACGAUCGAGUCAUCCAAAACACAUAUAAUAUCAACAUAAUCUCGCACUACUGGACCGUGAAGGCAUUUCUUCCGCACAUGAUGCGGAAUAAUCGUGGUCAUAUUGUGACGGUGGGCUCGGUUACUGGAAUGCUGGGCACCUACGGUUGCAGUGACUAUGCGGCCACCAAAUAUGCCUGCAUUGGUUUCCACGAAAGUCUGCUCACGGAUCUGAAGGCCCAUGGCUAUGACCAAAUCCAGAUGAGUCUGAUCUGUCCGUACUACAUCAAUACCGGCAUGUUCUCGGGGGUGCGUCCACGAAUGAUGCCGAUGCUGGAGCCGCAGUAUGUAGCGGAUCGUAUCGAGAAUGCUGUCCGCUGUAACGAGGUGUGGUGCGUCCUGCCCAACUCGAUACGCCUGCUUACUCCACUUAAAUGUCUUCUGCCCGCCAAAAUGUGCUGGGAGCUGAUGUCACGUGUCAUCCGCGGUCCCGAGUCCAUGAUGUUGUUCCAGGGUCGAGGGCGUGUGGCCGCUGGCUAGGAUCCAAAAGAGAAUAGUCCCAGAAUCACAUCCUUUAAGCUUAAGUUGUUUUUAUGAGGCGUUUAUCUAUAAUGUUACAAUAAACUAAAUUAAUCGAUUGAA